AUGUCACGAUUUAUUUAUCACCUUACGUUAUUAUUAUCGGUAUUUUUGAUCUUUUUUGAAUCUACCUCAGCCCAGGUUACAACACUCAAUACACCUUCUGGUAGUAUUGCAGUAGGCGCUACUGUUACAAUCACUUGGGUAUAUACACCACAAACUAAUGCAAUCCCAGGAAUUUUAAGCUGUAUCGAUAGCACAACUCAAAACACAACCAUAAUUAGCAAUACAAUAAACCUUGCUUCACAAUCUUACCAAUGGACGGUUAAUGUUCCUGCGGGUACUUACUACCUUGCUCUCAAUGAUGGAUCUGCUCAAUCAGCUCCAGCUCCAGCUCAAGCUCCCGCCGCUUCUCAAGGUCCUGCUCAACCUCAAGCAUCUGCUAAAUCUACAUCCCCUAGUUCAGCUGCACCAAAAUCUAGUUCAGCACCAACAACACCAACCAAUGCUGCUGCAAGCUUCACUGGAUCAAGCAUUUCUGGAUACAAACUUCUAUUUAGCUUAAUUGUAGUAGCUGCAGUUAUG
Molecule: messenger RNA, 519 nt
Organism: Scutellospora calospora
Lineage: Eukaryota; Fungi; Glomeromycota; Glomeromycetes; Diversisporales; Gigasporaceae
Source: the annotation of a GenBank genome assembly